Molecule: messenger RNA, 7070 nt
Organism: Gadus macrocephalus (Pacific cod)
Lineage: Eukaryota; Metazoa; Chordata; Actinopteri; Gadiformes; Gadidae
Product: bromodomain adjacent to zinc finger domain protein 2B
Exons: 36
Coding region: 451-6600 (2049 amino acids)
Molecular function (GO): protein binding; DNA binding
Source: RefSeq, a predicted model, not a curated record
UCAGAGGAAGCUGCUUUAAGAGAGAGAGAGAGAGAGAGAGAGAGAGAGAGAGAGAGAGAGAGAGAGAGAGAGAGAGAGAGAGAGAGAGACAGAGAGACAGAGAGACAGGGAGACAGAGAGACAGAGAGACAGAGAGACAGGGAGACAGGGAGACAGGGAGACAGAGACAGAGACAGAGACAGAUCAUCAGAUGACGCUGCUUUAAUAGACACCAUCAGAUGAAGCUACUUCAAUACACAGGACUGGUCGUGACGUCACGGCUGGUGGAGCGCGGCGGUCCUGAGGAGCCUCGCGCCGCUCCUCACUCCAACCGCCGCGCAUCACUGACCCUGUCUCCGCUCCCCGGUCCCGUUCCCCUCACCGAAACACACGACCCCGCCACCCCGGGAACUAACUCAACACUUCAGCUCUCCCACCGCAGCACCAGGACGCACUUCAGUCUAACGCGGUAUGGAGUCCGGAGGGAGGCUGGCCUCUUCCCCGGGCCCCCCCGCCCCGGCCCAGACCCCCUCUGAGGGCGGGCCGCCCCCCGGAGACCCCCCCUGCGGUCCUUUGUUCCAGAUGGCCGACCAGCCCUUCAGCCUGUCCGGGGGCUCCGGCACCUUCCCGUUCCUCGGCCACCCCGCCUUCGGCCUGUUCGCCGCCGCCGCCGCCGCCGCCGCCACCGCCGCCGCCACCGCCGCCGGCUCCGGCUCCGGACGCUCCGAGUUCGGAGGCCUGGGGACCCUGGGCGUGUCCGCUGCCCUUGGGGCCCAUCCUCAGCUGGGGGCCUUCCCAGACUGGUGGCGAGCCUCGGAGACCCGCGGCCUCAGCGCCCUCUUCCACCCCCUGCUGGGGCUGCCCCCCCUGUUCCACCCCCCCUUCCACAACCACCACGCCUUCCAGCUCGGCCCCGCCCCAAACGACCGCUCUGCCGCCGCCACCGCUGCUGCUAAAGGAACCAGGAGAGCUGUGAACGGGGAGGCGGUCCGAUCCCCCCCGGCUGGGAACGGGGCCCCUCACCGGGCCCCUCACCGGGCCCCCGCCCAGCGGGCCCUCUCCCUGGAGAGGAGCAGAGCCACCAGGAGCAGCCCGGGGGCUCCGGAGCAGCAGAGCCCGCAGAGAGAGCAGGCGUUGAGCCCCAGCCCGCCAGAGUGCGGCAGCCAAUCGGCUUCCUCCUUGGAGAGCUCCAGUGACGAUGGAGUGAGCAGCAGCGACCUGGACGACGAAGACGACGAGGAAGAGGACGAGGAGCUGUCCAGCGACAGCGACGACUCUGAGGACGCUCGAGGGAAGCUGAAGCCCCCCGCUCAGGGGCCGACCCCGGAGAGGAAGAGGAAGAGGGCGUCUGAAGGGGAGGAGGCGCGCGGCAGGAAGAGGUCUUCCUCCUCCUCCCACCCCCAGUCUUCCUCCCUGGCCACCACAGCGCUCCGCCCCCGGACGAGGGGGGGGGGGGAGGAGGAGGAGGGGGAGGAGCCCACGCAGCACACCAGUGUUAUCCAGACCACCGUAUUGGCCGCCGGUCACCAGCCUCCAGCGAUGGUUCCGGCCCCCCACAGAGAGACCUCUGCCGGACCCCCGUCCUCCCACUGCUCCUCCCCCAUGCACUCCUCCUCGCCCAAGUCCCCGUCUCACCCCUCGUCCCCCACGCCUCCCUCGGUCCCCGCCUCCCCCUCACACAGACCCAGGGCUCUGACCCAGCUCACCCAGCCCCCCAGGGGGGGCAGCAGAGCCUGCCCCCGCGACGCCUCCCUCCAGGCCUCCACCCUGCAGCAGCCCUUCCUCCCCCAGGGCUCCUUCAGGCGGGCCCCCCCGGGCUCCCACAGAGGUCUGAGGAGGCGGCCUUCGUCUCCGCCCCCCUCCCCCUGGAGCCACACCAACCUGUUCCUGAGUGCGCUGACCAACGGGGCCCUGCCGUCCCCGCUGGACGUCCAGGACGCCCCCCUGGCCCUCACCACCCGGGCCCGCGCGCCGGAGCCCCUUCCCCUGCCGGUGGACCUCUGCACCGGGGCCCGGAGGCCCCCCCCCUCCUCCGCCGCGGCCCACGGGCCCACCAGGGGCGAGCGCUCAGCUCCCUCUGACGCAGCCCUCAGGAGCACGGAGUCGGACAUCAGCAGCAGCAAGGACUCAGAAGACUCCCUGGAGGACGAAGAGGAGGACGAAGAGGAUGACGAGGAGGAGGACGGCAGCCUGUCGGACAGCAGUCUGGAGAGCGACUCGGACGUCUCGGAGGACGACCCCCCGGAUCGGGGGGGGGCGGAGGCGGACGCGGAGGGACCCCCUCCCACACUGAGGCGCUCCCUGUUCUGUCCCUCCUCCUCCUCCAGCUUCUCCCCCCUCAACCUCCAGCUCUCCAGGCCCCGCGACCCGCUGCCCCGGGCCCUGGAGGGCCCCACCACGGGGCCCCCUGCUGGCGCUCUGCCCUACGGCCCCCCCCCCACCUCCUCCACCUCCUCCACCGCUCCUGGAACAGGGAGGAGGAGGAGGGUGACUGACGAGCAGGUCCUCAGAGUUCCCCUUCAGUUCGGGUGGCAGAGGGAGACCCGUAUCCAGGCGCUGGGGGGCCGUCUGCAGGGAGAGGUGUCCUACUACGCCCCCUGUGGCAAGAAGCUGCGCCAGUACCCAGACGUCAUGAAGUACCUCUCCAGGAACGGGAUAACGCAGAUCACACGAGACAACUUCAGCUUCAGCACCAAGAUCAGAGUGGGAGACUUCUACCAAGGGAGGGAAGGACCACAGGGCUCCCAGUGGUUCCUGCUGGGGGAGGAGCAGGUUGCUCCAUGCAUCGUGGCCAUGGACGGGAGGCGGAGUCGGCAGGGCCCGGGGCCACCCCCCCGCCAACCCCCCCGCCACGGAGACAACGACAUCCAGGACGCCAGCGGACUAAAACUGCUACGCAAACUAGAAGCCCAAGAGAUCGCUCGGCAGGCCACUCAGAUCAAGGAGAUGAGGAAGCUGGAGAGGCUGGCGGUAGCCCGGGCAGCCAAGGAGGCCCGGAGACAGCAAGCGGUCCUGGCUGGAGAGGAGAGGAGGAAGAGGAAGGAGCAGAUGAAGAUUCAGAAGCAGCAGGAGAAGAUGCAGCGUGUGCAGCAGAUUCGGGCGGAGAAGGAGAUGCGUGCUCAGCACAUUCUGGAGGAGAAGGAGGUGCGGAGACAGCAGGCCGUGGUACUGAAGCACCAGGAGUUGGAGAGGCAUAGACUAGAUAUGGAGAGGGAGAGACGCAGGCAGCAUCUCAUGCUCAUGAAGGCGUUGGAGGCUCGCAAGAAAGUGGAGGAGCGGGAGCGUGUGAAGCAGGAGAAGAAGGAUGAGAAGCGUCUGAACAAGGAGAGGAGGCUGGAGCUGAAGAGACUGGAGCUGGAGAAGGCCAAGGAGCUGAAGAAGCCCAACGAGGACAUGUGCCUCUCCGACCAUAAGAGCCUCCCGGAGCUGUCUCGUCUCCCCGGCCUGCCCCCUCCCGGCGCCGGCCCCUCCGACCUCCUGAUGGUGGUUCAGUUCCUGCACAGCUUCUCCGGGGUGCUGGGGCUGGACGGGCCCCCCCCGUCCCCCCGCCUGCUGAGGGAGGGGCUCCUGAACCGGGCCCCCGCCGCCGCCCGCGUCUCCGCCCUCCUGGUCAGCCUCCUGGCGGCCGCCGUGCGCGACCCGGGGCUCCCGGCCGGCCACAGGACCAAGACCCUGCUGGGGGAGCCCCUGGGCAGCGUGCGGCUGACGGGGGACAGUGUGUCGGAGGUCCUGCAGAUGUUCCUGGAGGCCCACGGGGAGCAGCCGGAGCUGGCCCUCCGCCUCAGGACCACACCCUUCAGGGCGCUGCACCCCGCCCACAAGGCCACCCUGCUGGCCGCGCUGGUCAACGAGCUCUGCUGCAGCAAGGCCGUGGUCAGUGAGAUCGACAGAACCAUCGACUCCAUGACCGGCCUGAGGAAGGACAAGUGGCGCAUCGAAGGACGGCUGCGCAAGCUGCGGAGCGCCCACGCCCGGCUGACGGGCAGGAAGGAGGGGGAGGGGCCGGCGGCAGGGGAGGGGGAGGGGCCGGGGGAGGGGCCAGCGGCGGGGGGGGCGGCCGCCGGACGGAGACCCAGGAGGAGAGAAGGAGACAGCGAGGAGGAAGAGGAGGACGACGACGACAGCGAGGAGCAGGGAGAUGAGGAGGAGGACGAAGAGGAGGAGAGCAGAGGAGGAGGAGGAGGAGGGAGGAAGGGGAGGAGGCUCUGUGAGGAAGAGGACGUCAGCCUCCUGUCAGCCACUGUGGAGGAGCUGGAGAAGCAGAUUGAGAAGUUAUCCAAACAACAGAGUCAGAUCCGGAGGAAGCUGUUUGACUCCUCCCACUCGCUGCGCUCCACGCCCUACGGCCAGGACCGCUACUGCCGCCGCUACUGGCUGCUGCCCCCCUGCGGAGGGCUGCUGCUGGAGGCCCCGGGGCCCGCAGACGGGUGUGUGGAGCUGAACGAGGAGGGAGAGAGAGGGUCCAGCCUUCAGGGGUUAAAGGUGAAGGAGGAGGAGGAGCCAGCCAUCAGCCCCGCCCCUCCGGAUCUCCUGCAGGCCCCGCCCCCCCAGAACCUCUUCCUGCUGAAGCCGUCCUCCCUCUCCAAGCUCAGCACGCUGCUGGAGGCCGGAGACCCCCCGGGGGUCCUGGCGGGGGUCCCGUCAGAACCUGGGACCCGCGCCCCUGUAGGACGCCCCCCGGGGGUCCCGUUGGACCCCCCGGCGGAGCAGCUGCUCAGGGCCCUGACGGAGCGCGGCGCCCAGUGGUUCAGCCUGCUGCCCCGCUCCGCCUGCGACCACGCCUCCGUCACCUCCAGCAGCCCCCGGGACGCCUCGCCGCCCUGCCUCUCCCCCCAGCCCCCUGCCCUCACAGACCCCCCCCAGCCCCCCGCCCUCACAGACCCCCCCCAGCCCCCCGCCCUCACUGACCCCCCUGGGGCCAGCAGCCUGCAGCUCUCUGCCCUCCAGGGGGGCGGGGCCUACGCAGGGCUGCCUUUCUUCCCGCCCUUCGGGCCCCUCCCCCCCCUGCUGGCGCUGGCCUAUCAGCAGCAGUACGAGGUCGGCGGGACCAGCAACCCCUUCCUGGUCCACGCCCCCCCGGCCCAGACCUCCAAUCUGACCCUGCCCAAACCCCCCGCCACCACCGCCCCGGAGACCACCAGGACGCUGGACUACCCGGAGCCCAGAGCCAUCCCCGAGGACAUGGCGUGGGGCUGGUGGAGGGUGCGGGGCGUGGAGGAGCUGCGGGGGGUCGUGGCUGCGCUGCACAGCCGGGGGGUCCGAGAGAGGAGUCUGCAGAAACAGAUCCAGAAGAACAUGGAGUACCUGAGCCUAGCCUGGACCGGGACCUCGGAGGAGGCGUGGCCCCUGGAGGAGCAGGCGCUGGGCGGGGGGGAGCAAUGGUGUGUGGAGCAGCAGGCCAUGGAGGUGGACCUCAGCCUGCUGCAGCAGGUGGAGCACCUGGAGAGGAAGGUGUUCUCAGGGGGCCUGCAGAGCAAGGGAUGGCGACCCCCUGCGGUCCAGUCUGGGCGGGGGGACCUGGUCUACCACGAGCACCGAGGCGGUGUGGCGAGGAGGGCCGACAACCCGCUGGACAUAGCAGUGCUACGGCUGGGGGAGCUGGAGGCCCACAUAGAGAGGAGUGAGGAGGCGGCCCCAGGCAUGAGGCUGUGGGGGCGGGCCCUGGCCGAGGUGCGUAGCUCCGCCCAGCUCUCCCUCUGCGUCCAGCAGCUGCAGAAGAGCCUGACCUGGGAGGGGGCCAUCAUGAAGGCUUGCUGCCAGCUGUGCGGCCGAGGGGACAACGAGGAUCUGCUGCUGCUGUGUGACGGCUGCGACCGUGGCCUCCACACCUACUGCCUCCGCCCCCGCAUCACCGCCAUCCCCGAGGGGGACUGGUUCUGCCCCGCCUGCCUCCCACUGGGCAGCACCCUGACCCCUCAGGAGCAGAGCCCAGCUGGGAACGUUGGGGCCGGAGAGACCGGAGAGACCGCCGAGGCCGGAGAGACCGGGGAGACCGGGGUCAGCGGGCCGAUCCGUCCCCGGCGGGGGGCUGCCACAGCGGGGGAGGGCUCUGAGGACGAGGCCCCCAGCCCGGCUAGCAGUAGCAUCAGCAGCAGCACUAGCGUUAGCACCAGCAGCAGCACUAGCGUUAGCACCAGCAGCAGCACUAGCGUUAGCACCAGCAGCAGCACUAGGAACGGCAGGAAGGAGAGCAGGAAGAGGCGGGCUGAGGAGGACGGCUCAGCAGGAAGCCAGCAGGAAAGCCCCGCCCCCUGGGGCAGGAAGGGCAGGACGGCCAAUGACAACAAAGACAACGGGACCACGGACCUGUCCGCAUGCAGGGUGCUCCUGGGGGAGUUGGAGGCCCAUCAGGACGCAUGGCCCUUCCUGCUGCCGGUGGACCAGCGGUCGGUCCCGGGCUACAGGAAGGUGAUCAGGAGGCCCAUGGACCUGAGCACCAUCAGAGGGAGGGUCAGCUCCAACCAGUACCCAGACCCUGAGGCCUUCCUCUCUGACCUGGCUCUGGUUCUUGAUAACUGUGAGCGGUUCAAUGAGGACCGCUCUGAGAUCGGCCGUGCCGGACUCCGGCUGAGGAGCUUCCUGGAGCGGCGCUGGGCCCAGCUGCUGCAGCAGAGCCUGUAGAACCUCUGGAACCUCCUGGAACCUUCUGGAACCUACUGGAACCUUCUAGAACCUUCUGGAACCUUCUGGAACCUUCUAGAACCUUCUGGAACCUCUGGAACCUUCUGGAACCUCCUGCUCUCCGCCGCUGGCCGGACCGCGCCCCGCCCCCCACCGCUCCGGCCAGCGGACCCCCACGUCUCCCUGGAGAUGAACCUCUAGAACCUCCUGAAUGUAUUUCCUGUUUGGACUAUUUAUAUCCUCUUUUGUUGUGUAAGAAAAUGGAGGCGAAGGCGAACGUCACGGAAAACUACAAACAAGAUGGAGGCUGAAGUUUUUUGAGCAACAAGACAAUAAAAGUGUACAGCUCUCUGGUGCUCAGUGUGAGUGUGAGUGUGAGAGAGAGACUGUUUCUGAUACUCUGGUAUAUAUAUUAAUAUUGUGUAUUUGCUUCCAGCAGCUUCAUAAAGGAUGAUUCGGUGAACACAAGA